Messenger RNA from Scomber japonicus (chub mackerel), 1754 nucleotides. It is a transcript of the gene slc18b1, whose product is annotated as solute carrier family 18 member B1. NCBI's taxonomy places the organism in Eukaryota, Metazoa, Chordata, Actinopteri, Scombriformes, Scombridae. Bases 90 to 1442 code for a protein of 450 amino acids. The transcript has 14 exons. Gene Ontology annotation, molecular function: transmembrane transporter activity. Gene Ontology annotation, biological process: transmembrane transport. The record is from RefSeq and is a predicted model, not a curated record.
UUUCUCCUCCUUUCUAUCUCUGUGUGUCACCGUCGGCAUUUCUAAACCUCAACAACAGGACAAUAAAACACUUUUAAACUUUUAAAGAAAUGGACCCACAUGUUGAUCCUCAGCAAACAGAUGACAGCACUCCAGCAGAAACAACAGAUCCUCCCCGCCGGAGAAUGACCAGACAACAGACUCUCACAUUAAUAUCAAUGGCAUCUGUCAACUUUAGCUCUAUGAUCUGUUACUCAAUAUUAGGCCCAUUUUUCCCUAAUGAGGCACUAAAGAAAGGAGCCAGUCAGACUGUAAUCGGUCUUAUAUUUGGCUGCUACGCUGUCUGCAAUUUGAUUGGUUCACUGGUAUUUGGGAAAUAUAUUGUCCAAAUUGGUGCGAAGUUCAUGCUUGUUACAGGGCUUUUUGUGUCUUCAGGCUGCACCAUUUUGUUUGGGUUACUCGAUCGAGUUCCUGCAGGAUCUGCCUUCAUUUCUUUGUGCUUUGUAAUAAGGUCUAUCGAUGCUCUGGGCUUUGCUGCUGCGAUGACCUCUUCUUUUUCGAUGACAGCAAAAAUAUUCCCAAACAAUGUGGCAACUGUUUUGGGUAGUUUGGAGAUUUUCACAGGGCUUGGUCUUAUCAUGGGACCACCGGUUGGAGGAUGGUUCUACCAGUCAUUUGGAUAUGAAGUCCCUUUUAUGCUUCUUGGAUGUUUCCUGUUGUUUAUGGUUCCUUUCAACAUUUACGUCUUGCCAUCCAUCGAGGCAGACCCCUCAAAGGACUCAUUCUUUUGGCUUCUCACUCGUGUGAAAAUAGUGCUGAUCUGCUAUGUGAUAUUCACCUUGAGUGCAGGUCUGGGUUUCUUAGAUGCCACGUUGUCCCUGUACGCUAUUGAGACGUUUGGUCUCUCAACUGGCUACGUCGGACUCAUCAUGCUUGGUUUAUCGUUACCUUAUUGCCUAGCUUCACCACUAAUAGGGUGUGUCACUGAUAAAUUCCCUGCCACCAGAGGUUGGUUCAUGGUGACGGGAGGCACCGCCACAGCAGUUGGCUUCUUUUUGCUCGGUCCCAUCCCCAUUCUUCACAUCCCAAAUCAGCUGUGGUUGCUGGUCCUCAUGCUUGGUGUAAUUGGGUUUUCUCUGGGCAUGACAGCAAUCCCCACGUUUCCUGAGAUCAUCACAUGUGCAUAUGACCAUGGAUUUGAAGAGGGAUUAAGCACUCUUGGGAUGGUGUCUGGGCUAUUUGGGGCAGUUUGGUCCUUGGGGAUGUUUUAUGGCCCAGUUGUGGGUGGCCUUAUAACACAACAUAUGGGCUUUCAGUGGGCAGCUACCAUUCAGGCAGGCAUGGCGCUUUUGGCUGCUUUUUGCUUGGCUGUGUAUUAUCUUUGUCAACGACCACAGCCACAAAGUGUUCGAGAAGAUCGGAAUAGAGAAACUGAUGAAAGAACCCCGCUCCUGAAUGAAUGAAACCCUUAGCCAUACGAAGAAAGGACGCCAUACUGAACUUAAACUCAGCUACCUGCAUGGUGCAUUAGAUUACACAAAUAGAUUUUUAUUAUUAUAUUAUUAUUGAUUGCUUUGUAACCCUUCUAAAUUAUAUAUAUUAUAUACAUAUGCAUAUAUAUUAUGUAUGGCAGGGAUUGUAAUGAUUUUUACAUGAGACAUUUUGUUGCUAACUUUCAUGUAAUAGUAUUGUAAAUGUUUUAAAUAAGUGUCAGCUGUUUUUUUAGUAGUCACUGCUACAUCGCCUUAAAACACAGCCAUAUAACUCUAACUUGA